Messenger RNA from Zasmidium cellare ATCC 36951, 1575 nucleotides. RefSeq lists its product as uncharacterized. Gene Ontology annotation, molecular function: allantoinase activity; zinc ion binding; cobalt ion binding. The transcript has a single exon. Gene Ontology annotation, cellular component: cytoplasm. The record is from RefSeq and is a predicted model, not a curated record. Gene Ontology annotation, biological process: allantoin catabolic process; purine nucleobase catabolic process. NCBI's taxonomy places the organism in Eukaryota, Fungi, Ascomycota, Dothideomycetes, Mycosphaerellales, Mycosphaerellaceae. Bases 1 to 1575 code for a protein of 524 amino acids.
AUGGCCCCUUACGCGACUGGAACCGAUACACCACACAAUGUUGAAGGCUCCCCUAUACUAGAAGCCAUUGACCCUUGGCAACUUACCGUCCUCGCAUCCUCACGAGCCGUUGUUGGAGGCCGACUAUCAGAAGCCACGAUCGUUAUAUCGAAUGUGACUGGUAAGAUCAACUCGAUAUUCCACUCCGUACUACCAGAAACCUCUUUUCCUCCGGGCACAGUAUACAAAGACUACAGUCCGCAUGUACUAUUACCAGGCCUGGUCGAUGCUCAUGUCCAUCUGAACGAGCCUGGCAGAACAGAAUGGGAGGGCUUCUAUACGGGUACACAGGCCGCCGCCUUUGGAGGUGUGACAACCGUGGUGGACAUGCCAUUGAAUGCCAUUCCUCCUACAACGACGAUGCAAGGGCUGAAAGAGAAGGUUGAGGCAGCACAAGGGAAGUGCUGGGUUGAUGUGGGCUUUUACGGUGGAAUAAUACCUGGCAAUGUCAAGGAACUUAAGCCGCUUGUCAAGGCAGGCGUACGAGGCUUCAAGGGUUUCUUGAUCGACAGCGGCGUGGAAGAGUUCCCGGCCGUAUCAUCAAGAGACAUCCAACUUGUCUUCGAGGAACUCGCCGACGAGCCUACUACGGUCAUGUUCCACGCUGAGAUGAUUCCUCCUGUGUCGGCUUCGGUGGGCGAUGACGUGCAAUGGUCGUUGCCGCCGCUGGAACCUACCGGACCCCUGGACCGAUAUCAAACGUUCCUCGACUCGCGGCCUUCAUCGUUUGAGGUCUAUGCCAUUCUACAGGUCCUCAGCAUGGCUCAUUUGUGCCCGAAGCUGCCUCUACACAUCGUACAUCUUUCUGCGAUCGAGGCUAUUCCACUACUACGAGACGCACGGGAGAAGGGCGUCAAGAUCACAGCGGAAACAUGCUUCCACUACUUGAGUUUGGCGGCGGAGAAGAUCCAAGACGGUGAUACGAGACACAAGUGCUGUCCCCCCAUCCGAUCAGAAUCGAACCAGGACGGUCUAUGGAACGAGAUGCUCGAACCGGCAGACAGUGUCAUCAAGACCGUCGUAUCAGACCACUCACCUUGCACUCCGAACUUGAAGUUACUACCCUCGCAUGUUGAAGGCGCAGAAGAAAGCAAGUCCUCAAGCUGUUGCUCAAGCACCCUGAAGGGAGACUUCUUCACGGCGUGGGGUGGCAUCAGCUCGGUCGGACUCGGUCUCAGCAUCUUGUGGACAGAAGCCAUGCGCAGAGGCUUGGACGUGGACGAGACGCUACUCAACGUAGCGACCUGGUGCUGCUUCAACACCGCCAAACAAGUGGGAUUAGAACAUCGCAAAGGCGAGCUCAGAGUUGGCAUGGACGCCGAUAUUUGCGUGUUCGAUGACCAGAGCACAUUCGAAGUCGAGCCAAGCACGAUGCUGUUUAGGAACAAAUGCUCGCCUUAUCAAGGCAAGACAUUGCAAGGCUACGCAAAGGAGACAUGGCUGCGAGGAAAGCGGAUACAUACCCGAGAAGGCGGAUUUGAAUCCAGGACAAAGCCGAGAGGAGAACUCUUACUUGAGCCCAGAACGCACGUUUGA